AUGCACGCCGAAGUAUCCUCUGCCGCUUCGCACCUCAGUACCCUCCUCCGCACUCGCCCUUCCUCCCCUCGACGUCUAGAAGAGUUCAAGACGGUCCUAGGCGAAUCUCUGGAAGCUCGCUACUCCCGCCACACCUGGACUUCCUCUGACCCAGAAGCCGGCAGCGCAGCAAGGGCACUCCACUGGCAACCUGGCCCAGGUGGUGAAGGUUGUUCCAGUCCCUUGUCCAAGGCCUGUGAGAAGCUUGGAGUGGCCUUUGGAGAAAAGGAAGAGUGGACACUGUGGAUUGACCCUGGCUGUGUGGCCAUCCGAGAUGGACCUGGACCUGGUAGGGUCAGCGCUUCCACCUCAUCGUCUUCGAUCUCUGGAUCAGGAACCUCCUUCACUCCCACUCGAGGUGGACGGGUGCAGCAUGAAGGAUCCAUUCGAGUCCUCUACGGCACCAUGCCACGUUCCAAUGCUCCUCGCACUGCCUAUGCCUCGGCAUCCCUCUUCCCUGCUUCUCGAUCCAACGACUUUGCCCUUCCUUCACCUACGAGCCGAGCUGCCAUCAUUCGCAGACCGGGUGCCGUCAUGAGUUCCUCCGCUCAAGUCCCAUCGGUCAAUGUCUGCCCUUCAACUCCAGGAGCAGUAGCCACUGCCCAAUACCAGCCAGUCCACGUCAAUGUCAACGCUUCAUGGUGUCGAGAUGCAGGUGCUCCCAGUCUGGGCUACCAGCUCGCCUCGAUUCGACGUCAGCCCUCGUCCCGACCUUCAUCUGGCGACUCUAACCGCUCCUCGUCCUCCAGCACCAACAGCAGUCGAAGUGACUCCAAUGGAUCUACUGCUUACAGUGCCCUCUCCCUGAGUGGCCUUCAGUCACUCGACGGAGCUUCUUCUGCUGGCACUUCCAUCCCAGCUACUUCCCCUAUGCCCUCGACUAUGAGCUGGGAGAAGUGUGACAGCGACGCUGCAGGACCACAGGACGGACAGACGUCACCGCCUGCCACUACUGCCUUUUCGACCCGCGACUUUGACGCGGUCAAUGACUUGGACCUGCACGGACUAGGUCUUGACGACGUAGCCUUUGAAGAUGAAGUCGGUCCAGAGGACGCCAUCUCUGCUGCUGGCGAUGCUGUAGACGAGGUAGAGGACGAACGCCACGACGAAGGUGAUGACACUCUGCGCCCCCUUGAUGGUGAAGACGCUGCAGACACUACCGUCGGAGCCGUUGCCAUUCCACUCAUCAAGCCCUCUCAGUCGCGGGCUUCCAUCAGCAGCCAUGCCCGCACACGCUCCACGGCCUCUACUGCUUCCUCUGGCAGUGUAACCUCUUUCGACAAUGGCAACGUCAAGGUCCUUGGCGGUGGAGUCAAAUUGGGCGGUAGCUCGAGUUCUAGCACUACCAGUCGAGCAGGCAGAUCAAGAGCGCACAGCAAUGCCUCGAAUGGAUCUGGGUACAGUGGAAGUGGUGGGUAUGGUCAUCAUGGCCAGCAACACCAGCAGCAGCAGCAGCAAAUGUACCCUCAGGCAGGCUCGGCCUUCACUAGGACUCAUGUCAAGAACAGGAGCAGCGUGAAUGUCAAUGCUCGCACUGGUGGAUGGGCUGCUCAGCAGCAGCAGCAGCAGCAGCAGCACUUCCUACAACAGCAGCAGCAGAAUGGACUGGGUCUGUCUGGCAUGGACCCACUCUCCGCUGCUGCCGCUGCCUCUGCCAGCUACAGCUACGAAGAGGCUCAGCGUCGAAGCAACGCCAAUGCCCUUGCCCAGCGGCUGGAGGACGCUCGAUACUUCCAACAGCAGCCUCAGCAGCAGCAGCAGCCUCAGUGGUCCGCAGUCCCACCUCCUUUCAUCAGGACCAUGAGCUACCCGCCUCCUAUGCACGCUGAGCCACUCACGGUCCUUCCUCUAGCCAAGAGACGCAACCUUGCUCCUCCGCUCCCCACCCUCGGAUUGCCUGGCGCCCAACACCCCGCCCCAUUGCGGAGCACCCGCUCGAGUGGGUCGCUGAAGACACAAGCGGUCCGCUCUCCUUAUGCAGCUGGCCCAGGAGCUGGAGCUGGAGCUGGGACUGGAUCUGCCCUCCCAUCGCCUGCACUGCAAGGCUUCCUCUCGAGGUCCGAGAGCGCUUCCUAUCCUCUGCGGCAGCAACGCUCUUCCUCCUCUGCCGCCACUUCUUCAACAGGUGAGGAAGAAGAAGAAGAAGGAGAAGAAGAUGAAGACGACGAGGUUGCCUCUGGUUCCGGAUCCGGAGAAGGAGACGAUUCUCUUUCUGGUGGAGCCUCACUCCUUGGCAGUGGUGGUGGUGCUGGAGCCAGCACUUCAAAGCGCACUAGAACUCGAGGAAGGCGUACGAGAGGAAGAGGUACAGGAAGAGCAGCUAGGCGCGCUGCUGCUGGUCUCUCCUUUGCCGGUACUAGUGCUGGUGCUGGUGCUGGUGUGUCACCCCUGCCUUCGCCUCCUGUUCCCGUCCUUGGUCUUGGCCUGGGCCUGCCACAGACUGGGAUAUUGGGUGGGGCUGUAGUGCCGGGGAAGAAUGGACUACCUUCACCACCCAUCUUUCAUCAAAGCCAGCAGCAGCAAGGAGGACAGAUCUUCUAUCCUCAGCACCAGCACCAGCAGCACCAGCAGCACCAGCAGGGUACUACCCUCGCAGGGAUGAGAAUGGCUACAGCUCCCCCUGUCCCGCACUCUCACCCUGUCCAGUACCAGCAGCAAGCUCAGCGUCCCCACGCACACGCACACGCACAGGCUCACGCACAGGGGCAUCCCAUGCAUGCUUCCCUCCCACCGAUCCCCACAUCCGCUCAUGGGUUUGCGCAUAGAGGGCCUGUGCAGCUAGGCAUGGGAAUGGGUGGAGGGAUGGGGAUGGGGAUGGGUGGAGGGAUGCAGAACUGGUAG
Molecule: messenger RNA, 2880 nt
Organism: Microstroma glucosiphilum
Lineage: Eukaryota; Fungi; Basidiomycota; Exobasidiomycetes; Microstromatales; Microstromataceae
Exons: 1
Coding region: 1-2880 (959 amino acids)
Biological process (GO): negative regulation of cell population proliferation; negative regulation of mitotic cell cycle
Cellular component (GO): cytoplasm; nucleus
Source: RefSeq, a predicted model, not a curated record